Molecule: messenger RNA, 4075 nt
Organism: Hyalella azteca
Lineage: Eukaryota; Metazoa; Arthropoda; Malacostraca; Amphipoda; Hyalellidae
Product: protein henna
Exons: 10
Coding region: 101-1495 (464 amino acids)
Biological process (GO): L-phenylalanine catabolic process; L-tyrosine biosynthetic process
Molecular function (GO): phenylalanine 4-monooxygenase activity; iron ion binding
Source: RefSeq, a predicted model, not a curated record
AUCCAGCGGUGCACCAGCGAAGAGUAUCAAAGCUCCACUGCUCCAUCUUCGGCAACUUUAAUUAAUAGUUAGUUCAUCAAGGCGUUGAAAAAUCUUCGUCAUGGACGCUGGACUUGCCAAGACCAAUGGUGACGUUGGAACGACCACCACCAAGCUGGGACAGUCGCCAAAGCUGAUGGAGGGCGGGAAUUACAUCUUGGAGGGAAUGGCGGCCACGGAGAGCACCUUCCUCAUCUUCUCCAUGCAGGAGGAAGUCGGGGCUCUGGCUCGCGCUCUCAAAAUAUUUGAGGAGGAAGGUGUGAACCUGCGACACAUCGAGUCGCGACCAAGCCAGCGUAAGGCCGACUACGAGUUCGUAGUCGAGUGCGAUGCCCGGAAUGGUCACCUCGCUGCUGCCGUCGACCGCCUCAAGCCCGUGUGCAACUACUUCCAGGUCGUGUCCCGAGCUCACCGCGGCAGCAAAGAAACUGUGCCGUGGUAUCCCCGGCGCAUCAAGGACCUGGACCGUUUCGCCAACCAGAUUCUGUCCUACGGAAACGAGCUCGACGCCGAUCACCCUGGCUUUACCGACAAGGUUUACCGCGAACGCCGUCAAUACUUCGCCGAUAUCGCCUAUAACUACCGAUAUGGAGAAGAAAUCCCGCGUAUCGAUUACACUGCUGAAGAGAUAGCGACCUGGGGCGAAGUCUUCCGGAACCUGACUGUGCUGUACAAAAAGCACGCCUGUGCUGAACACAAUAAAGUCUUCCCGCUGCUCAUAGAGAAUUGUGGCUACAGGGAAGACAACAUUCCGCAACUGCAAGAUGUUUCCGACUUCCUGAAAGACUGCACUGGCUUCACACUCCGCCCUGUCGCCGGCCUCCUGUCAUCCAGGGACUUCCUCGCUGGCCUUGCAUUCCGGGUAUUCCACAGCACGCAAUACAUCCGUCAUCCCUCCAAGCCCAUGUACACCCCCGAGCCCGACGUCUGCCACGAACUCCUCGGCCAUGCGCCGCUCUUCGCCGACCCAAAUUUUGCACAAUUCUCCCAAGAAAUUGGACUUGCAUCGCUCGGAGCCCCUGAUGACUACAUUGAGAAACUCGCCACUUGCUACUGGUUCACCGUGGAGUUUGGAGUGUGCCGCCAGAACGGAGAGCUCAAGGCCUAUGGUGCAGGAUUGUUGUCGUCGUUUGGAGAACUGCAGCACGCCAUGAGCGACGCUCCUAAGUUCCUACCCUUCCAGCCUGAGAAGACUGGCGUCACCAAGUAUCCUAUCACUGAAUUCCAGCCGCUCUAUUACGUAGCUGAAAGCUUCGAAGAUGCUCAGCAGAAAAUGAUUGAGUUUGCAGCGACGAUCCCUCGGCCGUUCUCAGUUCGCUACAACCCGUACACGCAGUCCAUUGAGACGCUCGACUCCAAGUACCAAAUCAAGGAACUGCUCCGAACAAUAGGCAACGACCUCAAGCUCUUCAGUGAAGCUUACUUCAAGAUGGAGUCUGAUCACGGCAUGAUGUAAUCUCGACAACUCCGUUCUAUCAUUCUAAACGUUAAUGUCAUUGUAACCUUUAUAACGCUACGAUAAUUAAUGUGUAAAAUUUUUUUAAGUGACAAAUUAAGAGAGAUAAGAGAGAUGUCCAUCAAUCAGUGUCGUAAUACGUUAGAUAAAUACGGUCAUAUAUUCUAGCUCGCAAGCUCAUAACGAUAAACGAUAUGGAUUAUUAAGCUGCUGUUUAGAAACGAUCGUUGUGGAGAUUUUGCUGUUAUUGUAAGCUAAAUGGUUUAUUUAGGGUUAAGAGCUUUACGAAUUUCCCAGAAUAUUAUUAAGUUUAAAGUUACAUUUCAGGAUAAUUACUACUGUUUCAAAAAUUUAUGUUCAUGUAGAAAAAAUUAGUUAUUAUUUACUUUAAGUAAAUGCUAUUGUAACUCCGAAAAAAUAAAUAGUUGGAAGGAUAUUUUUCAAAUUUUAUCUAAAUUAAAUGAAAUAUAUCCGAAAAUUUAAUGGGGUUCUAUCAUUAAGAUCUAGAGCUUGUAAUUUUUAAUUAUCAAAAUUCUACCCACGCCGAUUAAAAAUAUUGCAGCCUUUGACUCCCGCCAAUAUUCGAGCUGAGGUUGAAAAUUAAAUUUACUAACUUGAUAUUUUAAUUGAAAUUUGUCACAAUCUACAAUUUUCCAGUAGUUAACAAUAUUAACCGAAAAUAUAAAUUCAGUUUGAAAUCCAGAUAGUGAUUAAAUGUUUUGCAUCAGUUCGAAGUAAGCAGCAAACAUCAGAAUAUUUGCCCUUGAAUGUGAAUAAAUUCAAACGUAACAUGCGCACAUUAAUUGUAGGAUGUUGUUGGUAAGACAGAACUGUUAUGGAUAUCUGGAUAUCUAGAGCAAAAUGCCAGCAAAGUUAUUAUAAAAUAAGCAAUAUCAACAGCGAUUUUCUUAUCAUCGCCUAUCAAUAUGUGCUUCUUCCCAUGGUUGAUAGGAAGAACAACCAUUACUGACCAAUAUUUUACUGUUGCGUUGUACAAUUUUCUUACAAUCUGAAAUACAGCAUUCAAUACAGUAAACCAGCCAAACCCUCUCAGUUAAACUUUUAUUGAUGUUUGAGACUGUCUUUUACUAGUAAAUUGUUUUGAAAGUAAUACAGGACAUCACCGUUCAUAACUCAAAACGAUUUCAAAAUUUUUGAUAAGAGUUUUAUGAGAAAUGAAUCUCAAAACUUUACAAAAUUCGGGGUGUCUUGUGUUUCUAUGUAUUUUUAAGUUAACUUGUACUCGGAAUUAUCUACAUACGAGCAUCAAUCGUUUUGAGGGAGAUUACUAAACAUGAGUCAUGGGAUUAACUAUUUCCGUGAUAGGUAAAUUACUUGUAAAUUAAAUCAUUGUUGAAAACACCUGGACGAAAUUUGGAAUUAGGCAAGUUAAAAACUUAGUUGAUUAUCCGAAAAUUUUCAUGUAUACUUCAUAUUACUGUUGAAUGGAAAAAUUUCUUUAUCACAUGUAAUCGUACAUAUUUUUUAGUAUUUCAUGGUACAUGAACCGAUUACAUUCAAUUGGGCAUCUAAUAAAACAAUCACAUCACAUGAAUCGUUCACUUAGGAGUUGACAAAAUUCGUUACCGAACCAAUAAUGUUUCAAGUUAAUGUUCCCUUAAGUUUUUACCAACAUAAAUAACGGAAGAUUUCGUAAAUUACCAUUGCUUAGGGAAGUAAUCAAGUUUAGUAUCAAAACUCCAUAAAGAUGUGAGCGUUACAAGGUGCUGUAGAUUUGAAAGCAAUGUUAGAGUUUCAAGUUUUUUCACUCAGAAAUUGCAUAUUAAAGCAUGCAACUUCGCUCGGUGCCUGAAUUUUCAUUCCAAAAUUUGAGUGAUGGAGCUGUGGUCAAUUGCAAACUUUCGUUUGCAAUUAUCAAUGCAACUGUUACUUUGAUUAAAUUAUUCAAGGCAAAUUUUAUGAUAUUGGGCACAUUGUAAAAGUAACAAUUUAAUUUUGUUCAACGUUCCUCAAAAGCUCUUCGUCGUAUUGCUGAAUCAAUAUCACCAAUUCAUUAUUUUUUCCGGUAAUUUUAUCUGCUCUAGAACCAAGUUUUGUUCGUAAAAAAAUUAUUUCAGUAAUAAAAUUAGGUACAUGUGCCAUGGACUGCAAAGACAAUAAUUUUGUAUUUUUAUUGUUCAACUUUAUAACUUGCAUCUAUCGUUCUCAAUUAUUUGUGUACUUGUUGGACGUCGAACUAAAUAAAAUCCUGGAAAUUUGGUCUCCUUUUAUGCAAACUAAAGCAAUUAAUAUAUUCUGUCGAAUAAGAUAAUUGUGUAAAAUUUCUUAUAUAGCUCUGUGUAAGUUUCUUUCCAACAUCCUAGUCUGAGUAGUACCUCAUUCAAUGCUACCGUUCGUAUUCCGUUCAGCAAUGUCAUAGAAAUAGAACAGUGAUUCAUCAGAAUUUUCAUCGUGUAGCUGUUCUAAGUGAAUCAACUGUACGAACAUGAUUCAUAUUAUUUGUUAUACUGACAAGUGUACAUGUCGCCCAAAGAAAAAGGGGAGAAUUUUAGCAAUGUUUCGUUUCUAGGCCCCCUAGGCACAUGGAAAGAUAAAAUUGAGUAAACAGUGCCAAGUUUU